AUGCCGGCAGUGGGGGUUGCUGACACUGAGAUGACCCCGGAUGAGAUCUCCGAUGAGGAAGACGAUGAUCCUAUAUGCCCUACGAUACGACUGACCAAGAAGGAGAUAGAUGCGAUCAGGGCCCCAUGGAAGAAAACUCUUAUCGUCAAGGUGAUGGGUAGGAGCGUGGGAUAUGCGUACUUGCUGAGGCGGCUUGGCUCCAUGUGGAAACCCAAAGGAAGCCUGGAGCUGAUAGCAAUCGAAAACGGGUAUUUCCUCGUGCGGUUUGGAUCGGUUGAUGAUAUCGAAUUCGCGAUGUUCGAGGGGCCGUGGAUGGUCUUAGAUCACUACCUGAUCGUGAAACCUUGGGAACCAGAUUUCGACCCUUAUUCUGAUCACACAGAAAAAAUGCUCGUAUGGGUAAGGAUCCCUUGUCUGCCUGCUGAGUAUUAUAACCUGAUAUUUCUCAAGAAGCUGGGUAACAAAGUUGGAAGAUCUAUCCGUGUCGAUCAGGCUACAAGUCUGGUGUCAAUGGGGUAUUUUGCCAGGAUCUGUGUGGAGGUUGACAUCACCCGACCUCUGAUCUUGAAGUUCAAAUACAAAGAUCGGGUGAGGUCUGUUGCCUAUGAAGGAAUUCACUUAGUGUGCUUCUCAUGUGAAGUAUACGGCCAUUCACCGGAUGCAUGCCUACAAACGAGGAAAUCCACGCAUGACGCAGACAAAUCGGAUGAUGGGGACGCGGACAGAACGGAAAAUAUUGUGGUGCAUGAGAAGGAAAACCGAACAGCUGUGAUUGGAUCAGCCCCUUUUGGUGAGUGGAUGAUAGCUCCAAAGAGGAAGGGGGGAGACCAACGGUGA
Molecule: messenger RNA, 837 nt
Organism: Ipomoea nil (Japanese morning glory)
Lineage: Eukaryota; Viridiplantae; Streptophyta; Magnoliopsida; Solanales; Convolvulaceae
Exons: 1
Coding region: 1-837 (278 amino acids)
Source: RefSeq, a predicted model, not a curated record